AUGCCCGGCAUCCCACUAGGAGCUCUUGACAACUUGAAGGGCAAGCUAAAGGCUGUCUUCGGCAAGAAGAAGGCGAAGAAGGAGGAUGAGCCUGCCGACGCAAAGGCCGAAGCUUCCACCACCGCCGCUGCUGCGGCACCUGCUACUGCUGCAGCUGCUGAUGCCCCGAAGACCGAUCCGGCUGCGCCAGCUGCGCCGGCUGCCACCGCCGAGGCUCCUGCCGCAGUAGCGCCCCCGAAGAUCGAAGAGACCGUCAAGCCAGCCGAUCCCGUUCCGGCUCCUGGCCUCACCACCGAGCCCGCGAAGGCUGAGCCUGCUCCUGCAGCCGCUCCCGCUCCGGCCACCGAGACGAAGCCCGUAGAGGAGGUCAAGCCUACUCCCGCCCCGGCCGCCGAGACGAAGCCUGUGGAGGAGAUCAAGCCUGCUCCCGCUGCGGCCGCCUAA
This is a messenger RNA of Anthostomella pinea, 444 nucleotides long. The record is from the annotation of a GenBank genome assembly. NCBI's taxonomy places the organism in Eukaryota, Fungi, Ascomycota, Sordariomycetes, Xylariales, Xylariaceae.